UGGGCGUUUUCACGUCGUACUCUUGUUUUACCUCUGGAUAUUAAACUCUUGAUGCGCACGCAGAUUUAGACGCGAAUGAUUUUCCUUGACUCUAGAAACUCUCCAAAAUGGAGAAUGUCAUCAAAGCACAAUUGUAUGAAGAUUUAUUUAUUGAAGAUGAAACGGACAUUUUGUUUUUGCUCGCGGUAAAACAGACCUGGAUCAUUCAAAUUCUUUUAAAUCUAGAGCGGCGUUAUAUUCCAAGACUUGGAGGCUUUUCGGAAAACAUUGUGCCACAAUUUGACAGCAAACAAUGUCGAAGACAUUUCCGAGUGAGCCCGGAAAUUUAUGAAAUAAUCCUGAAUUCAGUUGUAGAUUCUAUCACAGAUGAUAACGCAUGGCCCGGUGGUUCUGAACCAAUACCGCCCAAUAAAAAACUGCUGGUAUUUCUUUGGUACAUUGCGAACCAGGAAACGUUAAGAGAAGUCAGCAAUACAUUUGCAGUAGGCAUUACAACUGUGCACGAAAUCGUAAUCACGGUAUCAAAUGCGAUCAACGAAAACAUGGUUAACGUGAUUAACUGGCCAGAUCCUUAUACACAACAAGCUAUAUCAAGGGAAUUUCAACUCCAGUCUGGUUUGCGAGGCGUUAUUGGUUCCUUGGAUGGAACGCAUAUUCGGUUAACAACAGCCCCUGGUGGUGACAGAGAUUAUUUCAACCGAAAAAACUUCCCUUCCAUCCAACUACAGGAUGUGGCAGACUGUGACAUGCUUAUACGUGAUGCGUACACGGGCUGGCCUGGGUGCACCCAUGAUGCACGUGUCCUCCGAAAUUCUUCUUUGUUCGACAAUUCCGAAAAUGGACAAUGUGUAGUGCAUGGGAAAUUUAUUAUCGCGGACAGUGCCUAUCCCCUGAGGAAUUGGUUGGUAACGCCUUUCCGAGACAAUGGAAGACUGAAUGCACAACAACGCCGAUUUAAUCAGAUGCUGUCCUCCGCAAGACAAAUUGUUGAGCGAGUAUAUGGGCACUUAAAAGGAAGAUUUAGGAGGCUACGAGAAAUACCUGUUCGAAAGCUGUCCCGUAUAGUCUCACUGAUUAUUUCAGGAUGCAUCCUGCAUAAUCUGUGUGUUUUACAUCACGAUGACGUUGAAGCCUUUAUAGACAAUGAUGACGACGGGCAUCCUAAUGCCUACCCAAACAUUUAUGUUGACGGAAGGGAUGGAGCAUUAUUCAGACAGCAGCUAAUGGAUACAAUGCCCUUGUAAAGACUUCAUUAUCACAGUAUUUUGUAUAAUUAUGCAUGUGCCUAGAGUUUGCUGCAUACAAGUAUUAGAUUAAACUUCAAACAAAUCAAA
This is a messenger RNA of Ostrea edulis (European flat oyster), 1334 nucleotides long. RefSeq lists its product as uncharacterized. The transcript is spliced from 3 exons. The coding region runs from base 108 to 1244 and encodes 378 amino acids. Lineage: Eukaryota; Metazoa; Mollusca; Bivalvia; Ostreida; Ostreidae. The record is from RefSeq and is a predicted model, not a curated record.